AUGUCAGCUGUUCGUAGGCCUUUGCCUCUGAAUCUCGGUGAAACUCGUCGCAUUCCCGGAGUUAUAUUACCGGUUGAAAUCGGACCCAGUACUCAGCUUAGCAAUCGGACCGACGUUAUUAUUAAUGGUCAGAAAGUCACAAUCGAUGCAAGAGAUUUGGAGGUGAAAGAAGAGUUAGGUCGAGGGGAGUACGCGCGCGUUCAUCGGAUGUACCACGCGCCGAGUAAGUGCGAAUUUGCAGUAAAAAGACUGCCAUUUGAAGUGGAAACUUCAGACCGCUCACGUAUUCUUAACGAUUGGAAUGUGAGCAUGCGCACCAGCACUUGCCCUUACGCUGUCCUCUCCUACGGCGCCCUAUCCGUCGGCUGCGAGUUUUGGGUGGUCAUGGAGCUCAUGGAUGAUUCCCUAGAUAAAUUCCUUCACAAGGUUUCAGCACUUGGUGUCAAUGCCCAUCUGCGGUGA
Hydatigera taeniaeformis is the source of this 462-nucleotide messenger RNA. NCBI's taxonomy places the organism in Eukaryota, Metazoa, Platyhelminthes, Cestoda, Cyclophyllidea, Taeniidae. The record is from the annotation of a GenBank genome assembly.